Molecule: messenger RNA, 414 nt
Organism: Dothidotthia symphoricarpi CBS 119687
Lineage: Eukaryota; Fungi; Ascomycota; Dothideomycetes; Pleosporales; Dothidotthiaceae
Exons: 2
Coding region: 1-414 (137 amino acids)
Source: RefSeq, a predicted model, not a curated record
AUGCAGUUCACUCUCGCCGCUCUCCUCAGCCUCAGUGCUACAACCCUCGCCGCCGCCAUCCCCCGUUCUACAACCGGCUCCUGGGACGUCUCAGUGACGCGAGCCGGCUACGCAAACGGCUAUAAAUCGACCACCGUGUCUGCGACCUACACCAACGACAACAUCGCCGAGGGUAUCACCAGCACCUGCACAUCUGUGUUCAACCCGGCUGCUAGCCCGUCUGCGAGCGAGAGCUGCGAUAACGAGUCGUUCAGCUACACCUACGAAGACGAUGUCAUUACUCUUACGCAGACUGUGCAGCUCGAUGAGGUGACUACGGUUUCUGGCAGUGCGCCUUUGACCUUGACACUUGGGUCUACUGGACGCUCGAGCUCGGGUAGUGCGACCGUUGAGGCUACUACUGCUGUUGCUUGA